GAGAGGGCUGGCGAGUGUUGUCGCUCGCUCGUCUUUUCCCCAUGGAAUCAGGGGAGGAAGAUCACGAUGCCGUCUGUGCGGAUGUCGCGAACGGCGAUAACACGUGCGAAGUGCACGAAACUGGUAACGAUGACGAAGUCGAUGACGACGAGCUGGACGAUCUUCUCGAGUCGUCGUUCCAGGAGCACUGCCGCGACAAGCUAGCCACCAAAGAUUCCAAUCUAGCCGUUAAAAAUUCCAAUCCUACCAUCGAUAGGUCAACCGCAUGCCGCAUCGCCACAAAUGGUCCAAGACUCCAAUCUGGCGUCCACAACAUAGAUACCAUCCCGGCCCGUAUUCUUGUGACGAGUGCAGUUGGGCUCGGUUCUGGGCGUCACGGUGGCAGUAUAGGAUUGGUAGAUGGGCGUAGCGUGCAAGACACGCCAGGUUUCGCCGCUGCUAAGAGUAAACCACGGGGAGUUUUCUCUGGUCCUACUGCUGCUGUUCCUGGUGCUGGUGGUGAUUCUGGUACUGCUGUUGCUGCUGCUGCUUCUAGCGCUGCUGCUUCUAGCGCUGCUGCUGCUGCUGUCGACAACAGAGCAAUAUGGUCGAAAUCCUUUCCUUCUGAUUCGGCGUUGACCGCGUCUGUUGACGCGCCUUCCGAGAAUCUGGACCGUCCAAAGAUCUCCUUCGCAUUUCCCGGAUGGGUGGUCGAGAUCAGCCGGCCGAAAGAAUCGACGGUCGUGAUGGACAGCGCGAGCGGGGCGCGAAGGGGGGAGAAGAAUAGAAGGGGAGAGAAGCGAAAGAGAAGGGCCAGGGAAGCACCAGAGGGGACGGAGGAGGGGAAAGAGAAGGAGGGGUUGGAGAGGGAAGAGGAGGAGGAGAGAGAGGAGAGGGAGGAGAGGGAGGAGAGGGAGGAGAGAGAGCGAGCAUGGAUGGGUGUGGAGUUAGGGGGCAAGGUCCCUCUGCUUUCCCUUCCUCAGGAGAUUCUGAUAAUGCUUUGUGCCAGGGUUUCCUGGCGAGACUUAUGCACGCUUAGGGUUACAUCUAAAAGCGUACGGGAUCAACUGGAGAGAGAUGACAUCUGGGCGGCGGCAGCAGCAGAGGCGAGCAGACAGGGCGACAUAAAAAUGCCCAGAGCACGGAAAACCUUUGCAGGUUUGGGAACUGUGAUUAGCGGGCAGGCGUUAAGCGGGGAGGCGUUAAGCGGGCAGGCGUUAAGCGGGCAGACGAUAAGCGGGCAGGCAUUAAGCGGGAGCAGGCGGGCGCUAGGCGGGGAGACGAUAGGCGGGCAGGCGAUAAGUGGAGGAGACGCAAUAAACACUAGUGGGGGAGAUGAGGGCAUCAUAGGGGAGGGCGCAGCAGAGGCGUGGUGGCAGCAGCACCUGCAGGCGCUGCAGCAGCAGCAGGCAGGCAUGCCCAUGCACUCCCUGUUCAAGGCACUGGUGCUGUCAUCUCGCAUCAGGGAGAAGCUGCACGUGCUGUCGCCUGCCUUUGACUUCCUUCAAAGCACGUUGGACAGGUGGUGGGCAGAUGAGCGGGACCGGCAUGAGAAGUUGGGCGGGCAGGGGCAGGAUCGUUGGGCGAGUGACCCAGUAGUGAAGGGGGCUGUUAGGGAAGGUAGGGAAAGGAGGAAGAGUAGCAGCAGUGGGAGUUGUGGAAGGCGGGGUUUGAGAGGUGGGCGUGGAGGAAGGUGGGUUGUUGGCAAUGUGAGGGAGGCAGAAGGAGAGAACUAUAACGCGGAUGGAAGCAGAAGGGGCAGAGAAAGGGGUUGUGGUGAUAGGAUGAGAUGGAUUCGGGCAGCAGCGAACACAACUGAGGCAGAGGCAGAGGCAGAGGCAGAGGCAGCAGCCACAGCAGCAGCAGUGCGUUUCUCACAGUCCGUAGCAGGGGAGGCAGCAGGUGAAUCAGCAGCUGCUGCUGCAGCGGAUGCAGUUCAAACAAAGGCAGGGACAGCAGCAAACACAGCUGCAGCAAAUCUACCAGAGCCUGGAGGUGAAGCAGCAUGUGAAGCAGCAGGUGAAGCAGCGAAUACAGCUGAGGCUGAGGUAGUGGCAGCAGCCGCAGCCCCAGCAGAGCAUUUGUCACAGUCAGUAGCAGAAGACGCGGCAGCAGAAGCAGCAGCUGCAGCCGCAUCUCUUCUGGCCGAAGCUCUUCUGGACUAUCCCCUGCUGUCGCUGCUGCCCUUUGUGCGCGAUGGUGGGGCAAAGGAGGGGGACGAGGGGGCGGAGGAGGAUGGGGGGGACGAUGAGGAGGGGGAUGGGGAGGAUGAAGAGGAAGAGGAGGGGGAAGAGGGGGAAGAGGGAGAAGAGGGGGAAGAGGGGGAAGAGGAUGGAGAAGAGGGGGAAGAGGAAGAGGAGGGAGAGGAGGAUGAGGAAGCAGAGGACACGGAUGAGAGAGAGGAGGACUCAGCGCCACAGGAGGAGGAUGAGAUGGAUCUGAGUAACGUGCAGGCGCAUGACUCGGACGCUGUGAGGAGAGCGCUGAAGAAACUCACCAAUUACAACUGGGCCGUGGUGUAUGAGGCUCUGGCCGUGGUGUUUGGCGUGAGGACGGAGAGGAUAGCAUGGGAAGUGAUUAAAGGGGCAGAUGAGAAGUGGGCCAUAGGGAUGGGGGCCGGGGAGAGGAAAAAGUUUGAGUGGCAAGGAGGGAAAGGGGCUGGGGGGGAAGAAGAGGAGAAGAGGAAAGAAGGAUUGGUGAUGCGGGGUGAGGAGGUUGAGGGUGAGGUGAGGCGUGAGGGCGGAGGGAGUGAGGGUGGAGAGAGUGGGUGGGUUGAGAUGCGUGAGAGAGAUGCAAGGGGGGGAGCACUGGCAGAAGGAGGGGAGGAAGGAAUAGGAAGAAGGGGAAAGGGAGAGGGGAGAGUAGUGGGUGGAGGGGGAGGAGGAGAAGGAGACAGAGUAGGAGGGAGUGGAGGAGAGGAAGUAAAGAAGGAUGAGGAGUGGGAGGAGUGGGAUAGGGAGUGGGCAAUCGAAGAUGCGGAGAAAGUGGGCCGCCUGCUGGUUGGAGGAAAGAGGAAGAGGGGAGGGGGUGAAGGCAAGGAAGCGAAUGAAGGGAGGGGCGUGAGUGAUGGGAGGGGGAUGAAGUUACGGCGUGAAGGGGGAAUUUGGGGUGAGGUGGCAGCUGCAACGGGGAAGAGGGCUACUGUGAACGGUUUUGAAGGGAGCCAGGAAGGGUCGCUUGAUCCCGAAGUACCAGGUGAACUGCACCAAAGGGAACCACGACAGAUGGAGGCUAAAGAGAAAAGAAGUGAGGAGCGGAGUGAAUGGAAGAAGCAGCGAGUGGGUGCCUUGGGCGUCACUCCUGCCUCUUUUGCUGGUAAUGGAUCAGCUAGUAGUAACGCGCUCCCAUGGAAGCCCGCUACCUGCUCCAGUACCGGAGAAGCUAGUUACGCGGAUAGGGAGCUUUCAGCGCCUAGCAAGGCACAGACGAAGGUUGAAGUGGCGGUGAAUCUGUGGGAGUGCCUGCUGCAGCGGUGGGUGGUGUACAGGAGGUGGCUCAAGCUAGUGGCGCUGCACUGCCCGAAUUUGCAGUUCGAAGUGAUGAUCGAGCGAGCGAGGUCGAACCAUCACUCGGCCACUCCAACAGUCUACGACAAGGGCCUCAUCAGCUUCAGGAGCAACGUCCUUUUGGCCUUUGGCCUGCGUCGUCGGUUUCAAGAGUCGCUUCUUGCUCUCAUUGAUGCUGCCCAUGCUGCUUUUUACGCCCCUGCACGCCCCGCUUCGGCUUCAAGUGUCCCCGCAACUGCUGCUGAAACUGCUCACCUGAUCGUGCUGCUGCAGCAGAUUAAGCAUCUCUUUCAGGAGCUGGACGUUGCAGAUGAUGCCACCCUCCCUCUUGUCACGCACACUCAGGGCAAGUUCCGGCGCUGCUUCUGCACCCUGCUUAAGAAAGAACUGCCACCUGGCCUCUUAACUAGGCGCCGCCGGCCCUCGGCCGCACACUCUGCUGUUGCUGUUCGCUCUGAUGCUGCCGGCGGUGCGUAUGCUGGUACACAGAUGGCCUCGGGUCAUAAUAAUGGGGAUAACAGAGGUAUUUGCAGUGAGCCAGUGGGCAGUUGGUCUAGGAGUAGCCGCUGCAGGCGGUACAAGUUAUUCCUAUCAAAGCGAAGGGGGUUACAGAAAGUAUAUGGAAAUUCGAAGUAUUGAGUGUUAUGUGUAAAAACGGAUUGGCUUGCAAUGCAGAAUGUG
This is a messenger RNA of Closterium sp. NIES-67, 4166 nucleotides long. The record is from the annotation of a GenBank genome assembly. NCBI's taxonomy places the organism in Eukaryota, Viridiplantae, Streptophyta, Zygnematophyceae, Desmidiales, Closteriaceae.